This is a messenger RNA of Exophiala aquamarina CBS 119918, 3540 nucleotides long. RefSeq names its product coatomer protein complex, subunit alpha (xenin). Lineage: Eukaryota; Fungi; Ascomycota; Eurotiomycetes; Chaetothyriales; Herpotrichiellaceae. Gene Ontology annotation, cellular component: COPI vesicle coat. Gene Ontology annotation, biological process: endoplasmic reticulum to Golgi vesicle-mediated transport; retrograde vesicle-mediated transport, Golgi to endoplasmic reticulum; intra-Golgi vesicle-mediated transport. Bases 1 to 3540 code for a protein of 1179 amino acids. Gene Ontology annotation, molecular function: structural molecule activity; protein binding. The transcript is spliced from 3 exons. The record is from RefSeq and is a predicted model, not a curated record.
AUGGGUACGCUGAUCGAUCGAUUUGAAGAGCAUGAUGGUCCAGUUCGCGGUAUUGAUUUCCACAAGACUCAGCCGCUCUUUGUUUCUGGUGGAGACGACUACAAAAUCAAAGUCUGGUCUUACCAGACGAGAAGAUGCCUGUUCACCCUUAACGGCCAUCUUGAUUAUGUGCGAACGGUCUUCUUCCAUCACGAACUGCCGUGGAUCUUGUCUGCAUCAGAUGACCAGACAAUCCGCAUCUGGAAUUGGCAGAACCGCUCAUUAAUAUGUACCAUGACAGGACAUAACCACUACGCAAUGUGUGCACAGUUCCAUCCCAAAGAAGACCUUGUCGUUUCAGCUUCGCUCGAUCAGUCUGUUCGAGUGUGGGACAUUUCAGGCCUACGAAAGAAACAAUCUGCGCCCACCUCAAUGACAUUUGAAGACCAAAUGGCCCGAGCCAACCAGCAGCAGGCUGAUAUGUUUGGCAACACCGAUGCAGUGGUCAAAUUUGUUCUAGAGGGACAUGACCGCGGUGUCAACUGGGUAGCUUUCCACCCAACACUGCCCCUGAUCGUGUCCGCUGGCGAUGAUCGGCUCGUGAAGCUGUGGAGAAUGAGUGAGACCAAAGCAUGGGAGGUGGACACAUGUCGUGGCCAUUUCCAAAAUGCAUCUGCAUGUCUGUUCCAUCCCCACCAGGAUCUCAUUUUAUCUGUCGGAGAGGACAAGACGGUCAGGGUGUGGGAUCUUAACAAGCGAACAUCUGUGCAGUCCUUUAAAAGAGAGAACGAUCGUUUCUGGGUUAUUGCGGCUCAUCCAGAGAUCAAUCUUUUUGCUGCUGGCCACGACAACGGAGUCAUGGUCUUCAAGCUCGAACGAGAGAGGCCCGCUUCCUCGGUAUAUCAAAACCAAUUGUUCUAUAUCACCAAAGACAAGCAUGUGCGCUCCUAUGACUUCAGCAAAAGUAUCGAAUCCCCUUCUCUACUAUCUCUUAGGAAGUUUGGCAGCUUGUGGGUACCACCACGCACUUUAUCAUACAACCCUGCUGAAAGAUCUAUUUUGGUCACUUCACCGACAGAUAGUGGCACUUAUGAGCUUAUUGGUCUGCCACGCGACGCAACCGGAGCCUCCGAUCCUACCGACCUCAAACGUGGAGCUGGAAACGCUGCGGUUUUUGUGGCAAGGAAUCGAUUCGCAGUAUUCUCCACGGCCACCCAAUUAGUCGAGAUUAAGGACUUGAGCAAUUCCACUACCAAGUCUUUCAAAGCACCGCCCGGUACUACUGACAUCACCUAUGGUGGGACCGGAGCUCUGCUUCUCAUCACUCCUACUACAGUCGCGCUCUAUGACAUCCAGCAGAAGAAGCAACUAGCCGAGUUAAGCGUCAAUGGGGUCAAAUACGUGACUUGGUCGAAUGACGGACUUUAUGCGGCUCUACUUAGCAAACACAAUGUCACUAUCGUGAACAAAUCUCUCGAACAAGUCAGUACUCUCCAUGAGACGAUAAGGAUUAAAAGCGCCACGUGGGACGAUUCUGGGGUUCUGUUAUAUUCGACUCUCAAUCAUAUCAAGUACACUCUGCUGAACGGGGACAAUGGUAUUGUGAGAACAUUGGACCAGACGGUAUAUCUUGUCAAAGUGAAGGGCCGCAAUGUCUAUUGUCUGGACCGAGCAGCGAAGCCGAAAGUGCUCAGCAUUGAUCCUACCGAGUACCGGUUCAAGCUAGCCUUGGUCAAGCGUAAUUACGACGAAAUGCUUCAAAUAAUCAAGACUUCAAGUCUUGUUGGACAGAGCAUUAUCUCAUAUUUGCAGAAAAAGGGCUAUCCUGAGAUUGCUCUUCAAUUUGUUCAAGACCCGCAAACCCGAUUUGAAUUGGCGAUUGAAUGUGGCAAUCUUGAGGUCGCAACAGAAAUGGCCAAAGAGCUUGACCGCCCAAAGGUCUGGACACGUCUCGGCGCAGAGGCCUUGCUUCAUGGCAACCAUCAAACGGUUGAAAUGACAUAUCAGAAACUUCGACAUUUCGACAAGCUUUCUUUCCUGUAUCUUUGCACAGGCGACGAGGAAAAACUUAUCAGAAUGUCCAAGAUCGCGGAACAUCGAGGGGACUUCACCUCUCGCUUCCAAAACGCUCUCUAUCUUGGUGAUGUGGAGAGUAGGAUCCAAAUGUUCAAAGAGAUUGACUUAUAUCCACUUGCUUAUCUUACAGCCAAAUCCAACGGCUUGGUGGAGGAAUGCGAGUCUAUCCUCGAACUAAGCGGCUUGACGGAAGAUCAAAUUUCACUACCAACAAUUGGUCAGAGUCUGAAUACUCCAAAAUCUGUUGUGCCCACUUUCAAGACUAACUGGCCCGUGAAAGAAGCAUCACACUCUUCGUUCGAGAAAGCCCUUCUUGGCGAAGUAGGAGUUGCAGCUGAUGAAGAACCCGGCUCUGAUCUACUGAAUGAAGACUUACCCGCUGCAGCCGAGAAAAAUGGGCUCGCGGUUGAAGACGAGGCUGAUGCUGGCGAAGGUUGGGACAUGGGCGAUGAUAUGGGGCUUGAUACGGCCGGCAACGAUUCAGACUUCGUCAACGUGGACAACCCUGAUGCAAGUGUUGACGCAGCUGGGCCUGGCAGCUCGGAGGCCGAUAUUUGGUCUCGCAACUCACCGCUUGCCGCUGACCAUGUCGCUGCCGGCUCCUUCGAUAGUGCGAUGCUGUUACUAAACCGCCAAAUCGGUGCAGUCAACUUUGCACCUCUGAAACCACGAUUCUUGGAAAUCUAUCAAGCAUCCAAAACUUACCUACCCGCAACCACUGGGCUGCCUCCGAUUUUGAACUACGUCCGGCGGGCACCGGAUGAGACGGACAGUCGAAAAUUGCUGCCUUUUAUUCCACAAAGUCUUGAGACUCUUUCGACUGUCGACUUACAGGAGGGAUACACUGCCAUGAGGACGAAUAAGCUCGAAAGUGGUGUGGUGGUAUUCAGAAAUAUUCUUCAGUCCCUCUUGGUAAAUGUGGUCAGCUCACAGGCCCAAGUGGAUGAAGCCAAAGCCUUGAUCACGAAAUCCGCGGAAUAUGCCCUUGCCAUGACUAUUGAACUUGAGCGGCGUCGCCUAGCGGCAGCGGGUAGCGAUUCGGAGGAGCACUUAAAGAGGCAGCUAGAACUGUCUGCGUACUUUACCGUGCCGAAACUGGAUGUCUCUCAUCGACAACUUGCUCUGAUGGCAGCAAUGAAGCUUGCCUUUUCGAGCAAACAAUUUUCAAGCGCCUUGUCGUUCGCGAACCGUGUCCUUGCCAAUGGAGGAGCGGCCAAAUUGGUCGAUCAGGCAAAGAAAGUCAAGCAACAGGCCGAACGAUCCGGGUCCAGUGACAAGCUUGACAUUGAAUACGACCAGUUUGCUGAUUUCGACGUGUGUGCUGCAUCAUACACCCCGAUAUAUAGCGGUGUUCAGAGCGUGUCCUGCCCAUUCGAUGGGUCGAAGUACCACAGCCAAUACAAGGGUAAGGUGUGCAGUAUUUGUGAGGUCUGCGAAGUGGGUGCCGCGGCCAGUGGGUUGAGGCUAUGGGUGAAAGGAUUGUAA